This is a messenger RNA of Conger conger (European conger), 2844 nucleotides long. Its product is annotated as 3 beta-hydroxysteroid dehydrogenase type 7-like. The coding region runs from base 780 to 1697 and encodes 305 amino acids. The record is from RefSeq and is a predicted model, not a curated record. Gene Ontology annotation, biological process: steroid biosynthetic process. NCBI's taxonomy places the organism in Eukaryota, Metazoa, Chordata, Actinopteri, Anguilliformes, Congridae. The transcript is spliced from 6 exons. Gene Ontology annotation, molecular function: 3-beta-hydroxy-Delta5-steroid dehydrogenase (NAD+) activity.
CAGGCCUCUUCUGGUUGUGGGCCUUUUUUAUUUCUGUGUUCUGUGUUAAAAAAGUAUGUGUCCAACACACUUAAGUCAUACGGCGGCCUGUAGCUUAGUGGUUAAGGUAAAUGACUGGGACACGCAAGGUCAGUGGUUCUAAUCCCGAUGUAGCCACAAUAAGAUCCGCACAGCCUUUGCGCGCUUGAACAAGGCCCUUCACCCUGCAUUGCUACAGGGGAGGAUUGUCUCCUGCUUAGUCUAAUCAACUGUACGUCGCUCUGGAUAGGAGCGUCUGCCAAAUGCCACUGAUGUAAUGUAAUACGCUCUAUGAUCCGAUAGAAGGAGGGGUGGGGAGAGAUGAUUGGCUACCGGUGCGAAAGAUUAGCCUUGGUGGCUAACCGUUAAUCAAGUGGCUGGCCAGUGUUCAGUAAUAUUAAUUACCGACCAACUAUCAGCCGGUUGGUUGUGAUAGCUGUCCACAGGCACAGAUGACACACAGAUUUUUUUAUGUUUUUCCAUCCAGGGUAUCCACAGUAUCAAACCAGUCCUCAAAUCACAAUGACCUGUAAUUCUAUGCAUCUCAAAAGCUCCAUAAUUAUGGGACAGCAGUAGUGAAUAGAUUAACAGUUCAGCGGCGACCUGCUUGGGGACCAUUCAGGAAAGGAUGUCUGUCCCCUCCGCCCACUUCACUCCACAACACUGUUUAGCCUCUCCGAUAAAGGCUAUGGCCACCUGCCAGGGGAGUUGGCACACAUUUCCUGCUUCACCGGGGCUGAGAGAGGAUAAAGGUGGUGGUGAUGCAGGGCGAUGUCACAGAAUACCCAUCAGUGUUGAAGGCAGGCCAUGGGGCAGACUUGGUCAUCCAUAUGGCCAGCCUGGUGGAUGUCUGGCACAGAGUCCCCGAAGAGGUCAUCCAUAAGGUCAAUGUCCAAGGAACAGCCAAUGUGAUUAAUGCUUGUGUGGAAAAUGGAAUACAGUAUCUGGUGUACACCAGCAGUAUGGAAGUCAUAGGGCCGAACAUCAGAGGAGAUCCCUUCAUCAGAGGUGAUGAGGACACCCUGUAUAAUGUGAGCCAUGAGAUGCCAUACCCCAAGAGCAAGGCAGAGGCAGAGAAACUGGUGCUGGAGGCUAAUGGCAGGAAGGUGAUUGGGGGGGCGUGUCUGUACACCUGCUCACUACGUCCCACUGGUAUUUAUGGGGAGCACCACCAGCUGAUGCGGGACUUCUACGAGACAGGGGUGCGCACGAGGGGCUGGAUGGUCCGGGGCGUCUCCCAGGACAAGGAGCAUGGCCGCGUCUAUGCAGGUAAUGUGGCCUGGAUGCAUCUGCUAGCAGCUCGGGCCCUGAGAGAGCACCCCCACAGGCUGGGAGGGGAAGCGUACUUCUGCUACGACGACUCGCCCUACAAGAGCUACCAGGACUUCAACAUGCAGUUCUUGUCACAGUUCCACUUCCGGGAGGUGCGUGUGCCAGCCUGGCUGCUGUGGGGGGUGGCCUCCCUGAACGACCUGCUGCGCUGGCUGCUGAGGCCGGUGUGUAACUACACGCCUCUGCUCAACCGCUACACACUGGCUGUGGCCUCCACGUCCUUCACCGUGAGCUCCGACAAGGCCCAGCGCCACUUUGCAUACCGGCCACUCUUCAGCUGGGAGGAGGCCAAAUCCCGCACUCUGAGCUGGGUCAACACGUUCCCCCUCAGAGCCAAGGCCUCAUAAUCCAGCAUAACCACACUCUGAGCUGGGCCAACACUUUCCCCCACACAAUAAAGGCCUCCCAACCCAGUCUAACCACACUCUGAGCUGGACCAACACUUUCCCCCACAGAGCCAAGGCCUCAUAAUCCAGCAUAACCACACUCUGAGCUGGGCCAACACUUUCCCCCACACAAUAAAGGCCUCCCAACCCAGUCUAACCACACUCUGAGCUGGGCCAACACUUUCCCCCACAGAAUAAAGGCCUCCCAACCCAGUCUAACCACACUCUGAGCUGGACCAACACUUUCCCCCACAGAGCCAAGGCCUCAUAAUCCAGCAUAACCACACUCUGAGCUGGGCCAACACUUUCCCCCACACAAUAAAGGCCUCCCAACCCAGAGAGAGAGAGAGAGAGAGAGAGUUGCUGUUUGUCAGAACAGAGAACUAGACUAAAUAGAUCUGAGUCAAAUUGCUUUUGCAUGGCACCCUAGAACCCCAGGGGCACCAAUACCACCAUCAGUGUUGCCAUGUCAGAGAAAUAUUUCCUUAUAUGCCCAGUGAUCUCUCAAGACCUAUUCACAAAGGUCAGAAACAAGAGAUUGGCAUCCUCCAGUGCUGCGCUUAGAGAAGAGAAAUACUAUAUGUAUUUUCUUUUUAAAUAUAAAACAUUCCUGCUAAUUCCAUAAAUAUAUUGGACCUUGUCAAAUGGCAUGCAUCAAUUACAGUAUGUUAACAGCAUGCUAUGCAAUGAUGUUGGAGAUUAUAUAUGAGAUGAGGACUUUUCAAUUUAAAUGCAAUUUAUAAUAUAUAUUUAGGAGAUGUGUGGAUAAUUUGCACAUUCUCUAUUGAUGGCAACCUAAAUUUGCUUGGUGGAUAACAUGGGCAUGAAAGCCGAGCAUAUGUGCAGUUUGGAGUUAAUUUAUCUUUUUAAUUCCAGUGCUGUGGAUUCAUGCAACAUGCAAUCAUCUUAACAUAAAACAAUUAUCCUUUACUUUACUAGUAAAAGUAAAAAAGGAAGAAAAGUGUAUUAUUUUGUAAGUAAAAUUACAUAUAUUUUUAAAUAUUUUUAAAUACUUUUAAUUUUUUUAAAACUGAAGAUGUGUAAAUGUCUUGGAGAAGGCAACCUGCUUAGCAAAUAAAUAAUAAAACUGAAUUAAUUUUAGUAACCA